AUGAACUGGCACGAUAUUCCUGACUUUGCUGAUAAACUAGCCAUGGCGAGCCAUGCUCAAUAUGUCAAACUCCCGAAACAGGGGAAACCACUUUUGCAUGAUUCCAAAGCCGAAUGGACCGUGCUUGCUUGCAUUCUCGCGGUUUAUGCUCAUGAGGAGGAAUAUUCUAUCAAAGUGGUAUCGUUGGGCACGGGGCUAAAGUGCUUGCCUUUUAGCAAACUGAGCCAGGACGGGCACCUUGUCAAUGACAGUCAUGCAGAAGUUAUUGCUCGACGUGGAUUUUUAAAAUAUGCGUUGCAGGAGUAUGAAAAGAACGAUCAAAAUUCACCGUUUAUGGAAACAAACGGCCGAGUCACGGUACGACCCCACCACAGCUUCCACAUGUAUAUAAGUCACUCUCCAUGUGGCGACGCUUCCAUGACAGCGUUAGCUGAGCAACAGAGCGCGGAAUCAUUUGAAAACUUUCAAUCUGGGAAACGAAAAGCGCCCACCGACAACAACGACUUUUUCACCGAAUACAUGUAUAGCAGUAAGAAACAAAAAACGGAAAUCCCCUCGGGAAAGCUCGAAAGAGGACGCUACGGGUUCGAAAGAUUAGGCAUCCUUCGUACCAAACCAGAUUGGAUUCUGAACCGACGUUGUCCAUGUCUUGCAGGUAUUCACGAAAGCGACAACGUCAGCGAUCAUGAUAAGCUAGCGCGAUGGAAUGUGCUCGGUUUACAGUCAGCGUUGCUUUCGCAUCUAUUUGAUCCAAUUUAUUUACAAUCCAUUGUAAUCGGUGACAUGUUUGAAAAAGAGUGUUUGGAAAGAGCACUUUACGGUCGAUUAGCUGGGCUUCAAGAUCUUCCUUCUCCAUAUACACUCAAUCGACCCACCAUUUUUGCAACCGAUAAACAGUUUGAAUCCUCCAAAGCUGCAUUAGAAGCCCGUAAUUAUACCAAAAUCAUUCCCAGCGGCACAGCCAUUCUGUGGGUUCCUGGAAUGGCGAAAUCAGAAGUCAUCGUUCAUGGACGAAAACAGGGCGCAGCCAAAGGCGUGAACAAUGCAAAAACUAGGUCUUGUAUCAGUAAAGCUGCAAUAUUCGAGUCAUUCAAUAAUGUCAUGCUGUCACAAAGAUCCAAGAAUGUUAGCGCUUCUACUUAUCGCGAACUUAAGCUUCAAGCAAAAACAUACCAAGCUGCGAAAACAUGCUUGCUCGACCAAUGCUUUCAUACCUGGGUUCAGGCGCCGGAAGCAUACGAACAAUUCUAUGUAAAUGGGUCAUUAUCCAAAAAUUCAUCUGAAGAAAAUGCAUUGCCCUGA
Radiomyces spectabilis is the source of this 1302-nucleotide messenger RNA. RefSeq names its product adenosine deaminase/editase. The record is from RefSeq and is a predicted model, not a curated record. Gene Ontology annotation, molecular function: double-stranded RNA binding; tRNA-specific adenosine deaminase activity; double-stranded RNA adenosine deaminase activity. The transcript is spliced from 11 exons. Bases 1 to 1302 code for a protein of 433 amino acids. Gene Ontology annotation, biological process: adenosine to inosine editing; RNA processing. Gene Ontology annotation, cellular component: cytoplasm; nucleolus. NCBI's taxonomy places the organism in Eukaryota, Fungi, Mucoromycota, Mucoromycetes, Mucorales, Radiomycetaceae.